CAUUAGGUAUUGUGCUGAUCCACGCUGAAGAGCUGUCCUGCGGUGCGUCCUGCUUGACCUAAGCAGCGCUCCCAGCAUCCGUGCCUUUCCCUGCAGCCCAGCUGUGAGACAGCAGCGCUCCACGCACCGCCGCGAGCGUCGUCUUUCAACCGGUCUGUGAGAGGAAACCCGCACCACAGAGAAAAUGAGAUGAAACAGUCUGAAAGUGAGUGCUGCAUAUCCCUGCAUCUUUUGGGGGGGAAAUUCGGGAUGUUCUGGGUGUCAUUGCCCUAAAAAACAACUUGGUGCCCUUUAGGAAGCAUACUAGAAAAUGUUCCUGACUCGAAGAAAGAGACUUCACCUUAGCCGGAUUAUAUUUCUUCUGUCUGGGGUUUUCCUUUGCUCUUUAUAUCAACUCACUAUCAGAGCCAGACUACCAGAACCCUGGUCUGAGCCCCAGACAGCAGGAGAACCUGAGGAUGGCUCUGAACUUGGCUCUGGAGGGUCAGAGAUAACAGUGCUUUUGACUAAUUUGACCACUGCUGAGCCAAAGAGCUCCAACCACACAGGUGGGGUCCAGUCGUCAGAACCAGCUACAAAUGUACCCAUCCCAACAAUAUCUAGAACAGAGACACCUACAACAACCACAAACAGGACAAUCAUCCAUUGCAUCUAUGUGGAUCCAGACCUUCCAAAACCCACCCCAGUUCCUACACCAGCAACCGAUACAACCACUGUAGUGCCCAACACUACAGCGUCCAGACCUGGAGAGGCACCACACACGAAGGGCGAGUACCCGGAGGACAUCUUCUCCAUUGAGGAUCGACGCAAUGGCUGGGUCGUUCUUCACAUCUUUGGAAUGGUAUACAUGUUUGCUUCUUUGGCCAUCGUCUGCGAUGAGUUUUUCGUUCCUACGUUGGGGGUUAUAACAGACAAACUGGAGAUCUCAGAUGAUGUGGCCGGGGCAACGUUCAUGGCCGCUGGAGGGUCUGCUCCCGAACUCUUCACUUCCUUGAUUGGAGUCUUCAUUUCUCAUAGCAAUGUGGGCAUUGGAACCAUCGUUGGCUCGGCUGUCUUCAACAUCCUAUUUGUGAUCGGAAUGUGUGCGCUGUUUUCCCGGGAGAUGCUUCACCUCACCUGGUGGCCUCUUUUUCGGGAUGUGUCGUUCUAUAUCAUCGAUCUCAUCAUGCUCAUCAUCUUCUUCUUGGACAAUACCAUUAUGUGGUGGGAGAGUAUGAUGCUGGUGUGCAGUUAUGCUACCUAUGUUGUCUUCAUGAAGUACAAUGUUCAGAUAGAGCAAGCCUUUAAGUCUCAACUCAGGAAACACAAGAACAUAGUCAAAGUUAUCGAGGUCGAAGAGCCUGAGAAGGACAAUGGGACCUCAGGUGACGAGAACAGGCCGCCUGAACCAGAAGACAAGAAUAGAUUAAAGUUGAAGCCCAUACUGCAGCGCGGGGGCAGUUCUGCCUCUCUGCACAACAGCACUAUGAGGAACACCAUCUUUCAGCUGAUGAUUCACACACUGGAUCCUCUUGGAGAGGUGAAAUUUAAAGACAAGGCUCAGAUUUUGAACGACAUGGCCCGGGGGAAAGUAGAGAACAAAAAGAAGGAAAAAUCUGGUGAAGGUGACGAUCAGACGGAACAGUCCAAGGAUUCCAAAGACGCAGCUCCAGGAGCCAAGGAAGAAGACGCUAGUCAAAAGCCUGAGGCACAAAAGGAAGGAGACACUGCAGCAGGAGGAGGUUCAGAGAAGCCAGGAGGUUCAGAUGAUUCAGGGGAUGAUGAAGAUGACAGUGAUGAAGACAGCGAUGAAGACAGUGAUGAUGAUGAUGAAAAUGAGGAUGAGGCUGGGGAGGAAGGAGAAAAUGAUGAACCUCUGUCCUUAGAGUGGCCAGACACCAGACGUAAACAGGCCACAUAUUUGUUUCUGUUGCCCAUUGUCUUUCCACUUUGGCUGACAGUUCCAGACGUCAGAAACCCUGCAUCCAAGAAGUUCUUUGUCAUCACUUUCCUUGGCUCAAUAGUAUGGAUUGCUAUAUUUUCCUAUCUUAUGGUGUGGUGGGCACAUCAGGUGGGUGAGACCAUUGGCAUCUCUGAGGAAAUCAUGGGUCUUACCAUUCUGGCUGCAGGAACAUCCAUUCCUGAUCUCAUCACCAGCGUGAUUGUGGCUCGAAAAGGCUUGGGAGACAUGGCUGUCUCAAGCUCUGUAGGCAGCAACAUAUUUGACAUCACCAUGGGGCUGCCGGUGCCCUGGCUGAUUUUCUCAUUCUGCCAUUCACUGGCGCCGGUGCCCGUGAGCAGUAAUGGGCUGUUCUGUGCCAUUGUGCUGCUCUUCCUCAUGCUCCUCUUCGUCAUUAUCUCCAUUGCUGCCUGUAAGUGGAGGAUGAAUAAAGUGUUGGGAUUCAUCAUGUUCAUGCUCUACUUUGUGUUCCUGGUGCUCAGUGUCAUGCUAGAGGAUCGAAUCAUUAUAUGUCACGUGUCCAUCUGAGCAAACCUGUGGAUACAGUCCUGUCAUUUGAAACGUUCUGAACUGUAACUUCACACAUAUUUAAAGCAUCUCUGGACUCACUGUUGACUUAUUCUGUAUUUCGCAAGAUCUUUUGUAAAGGGAUGCAAUAACUGGCCAUCAUUUCCAAACUAUGUUAACUGUUACAGACACUUGAGUUUUUUUUUGGUCACCACUUUUGGCUUGUUACAUUAAAGUGACUGCAGUAUUGACAGAAGAGUAACGGGCCCUGUCCCAAAUGGUCACCAUUUGUGUUAUCCACACUUUGGUGAUGUAAUGCCAUAUGGAUUGUUGAGUGUAGACUGCUGUGUUGGCCCACCAAUGUGGGCUUUGCAAAAGGGCACAUUGAGACCACAUACAGAGGCACUCUUGAACACCCUUUUGAACCGUAAAAUGACAAAUAAGACACCCUACUGCCCUGUGGACUUGGCAAACACAAUAUGAUUAUGAUUGCAUAAUCAAAGGUCACAUCCAGUGUGCCAUUUGGGACAGGACCACAGAGUAAUAAAUAUGUAAAAUUGUAUUUUUUUUUUUUUCUCAAACUCUCACUUAAUGAUUUGUGGUGCAAUUUAACCAUUUAGGUUUAUUGGGAUGAUACCAAGACACACAUGCAAAACAUAUUUGUCUACGACAUUUAAAAUCGCAAAGAUUAUAACCUUAUGAGAAGUCAGUGUUGCUUUAAUUUUUUCCAAUGAUGAAAAACUGCAUAACAAAGAAAAUGUUUCCAAAUUGUUUUUGAUUCAUUUUAUAUUGUGAUUGUAUUUUUUGAUGUUGUGGGUUUUCAGAUAGCUAUGGGACUACAUUGGGAGAAAUUGUGAGCUUAUUUUAAAUGAUGUAAUUUAAUCAUUCUGCAAUGGAAUUAUUUUUGUAACAUGGAAAAAUGUCAUUAGCAAGCGUUCUAAUUGCAGAUCCUGUGCUGUAUGUAAGAUAUGACCUUUUUCCAUCAUAAAAGUAGAAUCUCAAGCAUAUAACAAUACUUCUUUACAAAGUCUAAUGUAAUCAGUAUGAUUCUGAUAAAAAACAAUUGUGAAUUUCCAUACAAAUAUCACACUGCUGUUUGAAUUCACUACUGAAUAGAGGCAAAGAUUGUUCUUUUUUGAAUGUCGCACAUUGUGUUGAUUUCUCUCGAGAGUUGCUCAUUGUAAAUAUUCAUUUGUUGGUUCAGAGCAAAAUUAAAUGGGGUUUCAAAUGCGACUUUUUUCUCCCUCUAUUUCAUCGAACAAACCAGAGACACCAACACAAACACACUGGAGUCGAUUUAAGUGUUUAUUUACAGUUCUAAACAAUUUUAUAGACCUGGCUCAGAUCUGACAAAAUGAUAUAUACAAAUAUAAAUAGAAGUAACAAAAGGAGUGAUAUGUAAAGCACAUUGUCCUAACAAAAUGAUUUGU
Molecule: messenger RNA, 3876 nt
Organism: Sinocyclocheilus anshuiensis
Lineage: Eukaryota; Metazoa; Chordata; Actinopteri; Cypriniformes; Cyprinidae
Product: sodium/potassium/calcium exchanger 1-like
Exons: 10
Coding region: 311-2467 (718 amino acids)
Biological process (GO): intracellular calcium ion homeostasis; long-term synaptic depression; calcium ion transmembrane transport
Cellular component (GO): plasma membrane
Molecular function (GO): calcium channel activity; calcium, potassium:sodium antiporter activity
Source: RefSeq, a predicted model, not a curated record